UGUGUGCUCGGUCCAGACUAGAAGGACGGGGAGGAGCAGCGGAGACGGACACGGAUCUAAGAGAGAUAUACACAGAGGGAUCGCUAUCUCCCCCUCCCCCGGAGACCGACACAUAAGACCCUCUCUUCCUCCCAUACCCCCACCCUGUCACCGACACAGAGAAUCCUGUCCUCUCCCCCCUCCCUCAGCACCCUGACACACACUGGGCUGUCACCGGGGCCGCACUCAUCACCCAGCCAUAGGCUGUAAUGUCACUCUGAGGGGAGCUGCUUCUGCUGCGCCAGGGACACUGACGUUCUUCUAAUCCACUGAGGCAGCACCUAGCCACAGAGAUCCGCAGAAAACAGCUGCUGUCACUGAAAGGCUGGCUUCAUGAGGGUAUUGAGAGGAAGACGACGUACAGCCAGCCGCAGCAACCAAGACAAGAUCUCAUUGAGCCCCUUUAUAUUCUGCCUUGUUACCUUUUAGCGGUGUGCGAGAUUAAAAAAAAAAAAAAAAGAGAGUCUCUCCAUGACAGAAAAAUCCCUAUUGAUCUCUGAGCUGCACUUAAUGGAUUGAAGCUGGGGGUGAGGCACAAGGCAGCCCAGGCACAACCCAGUUUCCUAUAAACCAAAGAUAUUUUGGUAGAUUUCACUCCUUCCCUUUCUGAAGGAGCCACGUUAAUCUGUGGCAAAUGUCUGAAAAGGAUUAUUGUUAGAAGGGGCAGAUUCCAUCGUUUUUUUUCACGUUUGUCACAACCAUUAUUCUGUGUUGCAAGAGGUGUUUAGGGACGAUCGGAUCCGGAGACGUUCGAACAUUAAGCAGAUUUUCGGCCUCCAGGGAGGAGAGAGAGAGAAGAGAAAAAGAAAAAUAUAUUUUUUGUUUUGAAAAUUUGUUAUAAAUGGGGGAUUACGGGUUUGGAGUGCUGGUGCAAAAUAACACUGGGAAUAAAUCGGCUUUUCCGGUCAGGUUUCAUCCACAUCUGCAGCCUCCUCACCACCAUCAAAACACUACCCCGAGCCCUGCUGCUUUUAUAAAUAACACCGUUGCCAAUGGCAGUAAUGCUGGCUCAGCUUGGCUUUUUCCUGCUCCAGCUGCCCAUAACAUUCAGGAUGAGAUUCUGGGGUCGGAGAAAAUCAAAUCCCAACAACAGGAACAGCAAGAGUCUUUAGAAAAACAGCAGCAUUCCCCCAACCAAAGCCAGGAAGGAGGAAUCCUACCUGACUCAGAAAAGGGGAAAUCGGAUGAAAAUCAAGGCGACAGCUCACCCGAAAAUGGCAAGGAGAAGAUCCGAAUUGAAUCUCCUGUGUUGACAGGGUUUGAUUACCAAGAAGCAUCAGGGCUUGGGUCUUCAAAUCAGACCCUGACAUCCUCUGCAUCCCCUCUCACUGGUUUCAGCAACUGGUCAGCUGCUAUCGCCCCAUCUUCUAACACUAUUAUUAACGAAGAUGCGAGUUUCUUUCACCAGGGAGGGGUCACUGCUGCUUCAGCAAAUAAUGGUGCUUUGCUGUUCCAAAAUUUCCCUCACCACGUGAGCCCUAGUUUCGGGGGUAGCUUUUCUCCACAGAUUGGACCCAUGUCCCAACAUCACCCCCAUCAUCCCCAUUUUCAGCAUCACCACAACCAACAUCAACAGCAAAGGAGGUCCCCUGCGAGUCCACAUCCACCCCCGUUCCCUCAUAGAAAUGCUGCUUUUAACCAACUGCCCCAUUUGGCCAAUAAUCUCAAUAAGCCUCCCUCUCCAUGGAGCAGCUACCAAAGCCCAUCGCCCACACCAUCUUCUUCAUGGAGCCCAGGCGGUAGUGGAUAUGGAGGUUGGGGUGGGUCCCAAGGUAGGGACCACCGCAGAGGACUCAAUGGCGGAAUAACACCUUUGAAUUCCAUCUCUCCUCUGAAGAAGAAUUUCGGGAAUAAUCACAUACAGUUGCAGAAGUACGCCAGGUCCAAUUCUGCCUUUGCACAGAAAUCUUGGAUGGAAGAGAGCUUGAACAGAUCCGACAACAUAUUCCCAUUUGCUGAUCGCACUAGAACAUUCGACAUGCAUUCACUGGAAAGCUCCCUGAUUGACAUAAUGAGAGCAGAAAAUGAUUCACUGAAAGCAAGGACAUAUGGGCGAAGGAGAGGCCAGUCCUCUCUUUUUCCAAUGGAAGAUGGCUUCUUGGACGAUGGCCGAAGUGAUCAAACUUUGCACAGCGGUUUGGGGUCUCCUCACUGUUUUCCACACCAGAAUGGGGAAAGGGUGGAGCGAUAUUCUCGCAAAGUAUUUGUUGGUGGUCUACCACCUGACAUAGAUGAAGAUGAAAUCACUGCUAGUUUUCGUCGGUUUGGCCCUUUGAUCGUUGAUUGGCCACACAAAGCAGAAAGCAAAUCUUACUUUCCUCCCAAGGGCUAUGCAUUUCUACUGUUUCAAGACGAAAGCUCUGUGCAGGCUCUGAUCGAUGCUUGCAUUGAAGAGGAUAGUAAGCUCUAUCUCUGUGUUUCGAGUCCUACGAUUAAAGACAAACCUGUUCAAAUCCGGCCUUGGAAUCUCAGUGACAGUGACUUUGUAAUGGAUGGUUCACAACCUCUCGACCCAAGAAAGACUAUUUUUGUUGGUGGUGUCCCCAGGCCUCUUAGAGCUGUGGAGUUGGCAAUGAUAAUGGACCGCCUUUAUGGAGGAGUAUGCUAUGCUGGCAUAGACACCGACCCUGAACUGAAAUACCCAAAAGGAGCAGGGCGUGUUGCCUUUUCCAAUCAACAAAGUUAUAUAGCUGCUAUCAGUGCCCGCUUUGUUCAGCUGCAGCAUGGAGAGAUCGAUAAGCGGGUGGAAGUGAAGCCAUAUGUCUUGGACGAUCAGUUGUGUGAUGAGUGUCAAGGAGCUCGCUGCAGUGGCAAGUUUGCUCCAUUCUUCUGUGCUAAUGUUACCUGUCUGCAGUAUUACUGUGAAUAUUGCUGGGCUGCUAUUCACUCCCGUGCAGGGCGGGAGUUCCACAAGCCGCUGGUGAAGGAGGGAGGUGAUCGCCCAAGGCAUAUUUCAUUCCGUUGGAAUUGAGUGACCCAUUUACUUAACUUCCUUCCCAAGGAUCCAAAUAAGUGCACUCUUCUGUUCUCUUAAUCUCCCUCCCUCCCAUCAUUAGGAAAGCAUGUCCUCUUGUUGUAGUCUGUAUUUUAACAAUAGUAUAACGAAAGAAUGACCUACACCAUAGGUAUUUUGUAGAGUCUUGUGUCAUUGAGAACUGUAUUGAAACGCCUUUGUUGUUCCUAACAAUAUCACUCUGAUGCAUGCCAGUUUCAUGCUGUCCUCAUUGAAAACCAAGGGAGCAGGGAGACUGCAACAAUUUUAAUUAUUAUUAUUAUUAAUGUAUUUUUUUAUUUUGUCAAAGAAAAGAGCUUA
Molecule: messenger RNA, 3352 nt
Organism: Nanorana parkeri
Lineage: Eukaryota; Metazoa; Chordata; Amphibia; Anura; Dicroglossidae
Gene: CPEB4
Product: cytoplasmic polyadenylation element binding protein 4
Exons: 10
Coding region: 881-3010 (709 amino acids)
Biological process (GO): negative regulation of cytoplasmic translation
Cellular component (GO): nucleus; cytoplasm; synapse
Molecular function (GO): translation factor activity, RNA binding; ribosome binding; mRNA 3'-UTR binding
Source: RefSeq, a predicted model, not a curated record